CUGUACUAAGCGAUUUGCAAAUUAGUCGUUGAAAUCCAAUCGCAAUAUGAAGCUGCUCUCGAUCGCCUUUCUUUUGGGUCUGUUGGCUCUGGCCAGUGCCACUCCUCUUAAUCCCGGCAAUGUGAUCAUCAACGGGGACUGCCGAGUUUGCAAUGUUCGCGGCGAUUAAAACUAAUAACUUAAGCUUGAUUGUUGAUUAUUAUGAAAUAAAAUAAGAUCAUUUGUACAGUUAAA
This is a messenger RNA of Drosophila ficusphila, 234 nucleotides long. RefSeq names its product bomanin Short 3-like. Gene Ontology annotation, biological process: defense response. The coding region runs from base 47 to 169 and encodes 40 amino acids. The record is from RefSeq and is a predicted model, not a curated record. The transcript is spliced from 2 exons. NCBI's taxonomy places the organism in Eukaryota, Metazoa, Arthropoda, Insecta, Diptera, Drosophilidae.